UCAAUUUUUAUCUGAAAGUCGUACAUAAAACCACAUUUCGAUGAUAAACUAAGUAUUCCACAUUUCGUACUUGUUGCUCGUUAAUUAUUGAUAAACUACAAAACGUCCACGGCAAAUUAAUAAUUAGAAAAACAGACGAGCAGGAGUACGUCGGAAAUCGAUCUUUCGUUUGUUUAUUUCAAGCAAGCCUACUCGAGCAAAGAUUUUAUUAUAGUCUUUUUGAUUCUGAGACUAUACUCAAGGUUACUACGAAUAUCUCAAAGUGCGAGGGCCAUGUAAACCCGCUAGCUACACGCCUUAUUUGGUCAAAGCCAACACGCUUAAUGUAAACGUUGUUUAUCCAAAUGACGCGCGAAGACUGUGCAAGAAAAUACAACGUAGUGGAUGGGAGUAUAUACUACUAAUUUUGGACAUGUUCCCGUGGAAUUAUAUGCAUUAUUUGAAGACGUAAAUCAAUAGAUUUGGACGAUUUACCGAUAAACCGUUGAAUAGCGUCGAGUUUGUUUUUGAAUUCUUGAGUUUUAUAUCGCAAAAUCGGCCGAAGACCAGUUAUCAGGAUUUCUUAACUCACCUUGCAUUUAAAGUUGGCUAAGCGUGGAACUGCAUGGCGUGUAACGCCGGAGGUAUAGCGGGGUAUCUUGGCGGAAAGCGUUCAAGCACCCAUCGUCUGCUGACGACGGAAAUCAUCCUUCGGACACACGCUAUAUAACAUGGAGCGAGAGGCAAGAUAAGAAUAUGGACACACAGUACGGCAAACCUCGCAGCUCGCUGCCGGAAUCAGAAAAUGGCGGUGUCGUAUUAUCGCGACAUCACAACCCCGACCAAGAUGAUGAAACACAAUCAUACAACAACGACGACGAGUCGGGUGAAGAGCGAGUUGUUGUGAAUGUCUCGGGUUUGAAAUUUGAAACACGACAAAAAACUUUGGAUGAAUAUCCAGAGAGUUUACUGGGAAACCCGUCGAAACGGGCCCGUUACUAUGAUCGGAAUCAAAAGGAGUAUUUCUUCGACCGGAAUAGACCGGCGUUUGAUGCUAUAUUAUUUUAUUACCAAUCCCGGGGGAAGCUACUACGACCUAAUAACGUGCCAAUGGAUGUAUUCGCUGACGAAAUACGAUUUUACGAACUAGGAGACGAUGUAUUACAGCGUGUGGAGCAAGAGGAAGGUUACAUAGAGGAAGAGAAGCCGGACCUACCGGACCAUCCAUUACAGAGAGCGAUUUGGAAGCUCUUUGAGUUCCCAGAUACGAGUUUGGCCGCUCGUAUUAUAGCUAUUAUUUCAGUGUCUGUAAUCAGCAUAUCCAUUGUGACAUUUUGCAUCGAAACAUUGCCUCAAUUUCGACCAAAACCGGAAGAAAUUGUGAAUGGCACUGUCCAAAGAGAGGCCGAAGAUGAGCGUCGUCAGCCUUGGUUUGGGCUCGAAACUGCGUGUAUUAUUUGGUUUACAUUUGAAUACUUAGUAAGACUCUUCUCUUCGCCGAAAAAGCUUGUAUUUUUGCGUUCGUUUCUCAAUAUCAUCGAUGUAGUAGCAAUCUUACCGUAUUAUAUUACCCUGCCAAUGAAGAGUUCAAAGGCGUCGAGUUUGGGUGUCCUACGAGUCAUACGUUUGGUUCGUGUCUUCCGGAUAUUUAAACUCUCUAGACAUUCACGAGGGCUUCAAAUUCUUGGCCAUACGCUACGCGCCAGCCUUCGUGAACUUGGAUUACUGAUAUUUUUCCUACUCAUCGGUGUCAUUCUAUUCUCCAGUGCUGUUUAUUAUGCUGAAGGAGGAGAGCAGGGAACAAACUUUGGGAGCAUUCCCGAAGCAUUUUGGUGGGCGGUGGUGACCAUGACGACCGUCGGUUAUGGCGACAUGAAACCGGUCACGCUUUGGGGAAAGAUCGUGGGCUCACUUUGUGCAAUAUCUGGUGUUCUGACCAUUGCUCUUCCAGUACCGGUUAUUGUGAGCAACUUCAACUACUUCUACCAUCGCGAGAACGAACACCGAGCUGCAGAAGCCAGUCGUAAAGAGAAGGAGGAGAAAGAGAAAAGAGCACAAGAGUUGAGAGCUAGGGAUGAAGAGGAGGAAGGUGGGAUCAAGAUGGACCACAAUGGUAUGAAUGGACCUGAGAGUACUGGUGUCGACCAUAACACAGCCUACCCUAAGACAACGUAUUCCAAGGUUCCUACCACACUAAAAGCCGAGUCAAUUGAUAUCUCGGAUGAUACAUUGGAUACUACUAGGAUCUAGUUCAUUUUUCACGUGAUUACAUAAACAUCACCUAAUUGGUCUACCAUUUGGAAUGGUACUUUUAUUAAUGUUGUUACCUACAUU
Molecule: messenger RNA, 2313 nt
Organism: Dendronephthya gigantea
Lineage: Eukaryota; Metazoa; Cnidaria; Anthozoa; Malacalcyonacea; Nephtheidae
Product: potassium voltage-gated channel subfamily A member 2-like
Exons: 4
Coding region: 736-2229 (497 amino acids)
Biological process (GO): potassium ion transmembrane transport; protein homooligomerization
Cellular component (GO): voltage-gated potassium channel complex; membrane
Molecular function (GO): protein binding; delayed rectifier potassium channel activity
Source: RefSeq, a predicted model, not a curated record